CAGUCAGUAAGUGUGUCACCUUACUAUUUCCUGGUGUCUUCAAAUGAGCUAUCAGCAACCCUGACGUUGUCAGACAUAAAUGUAUGGUUACUCCUCCAACAUGUUCUACAGGACAUUCUUCUUGGGGCUCUUAUAUGUGACGCUGAUGUUGUUUGACAAUUGCAGAGCUCAGGAAUGUGAGGAGAUGACAGACCUUAGCCUUAAAGACUCCAUUGCUGGGACAUCUUUGGAUGUUAGAUUGCUGCUUUACACACGGCCCAACAUCUCCUGCGGUCAGCUGCUCUCCCACCAAGAGCCCUUCAACAAUCCUCACUUCAACCUCAGCUCUCCUACCACCUUCCUUAUCCACGGGUACCGGCCCACCGGCUCACCCCCAGUGUGGCUGAACAAGUUUGUGGAUUUUCUUCUGAACCGCCGUGACAUGAACGUUAUUGUGGUGGAUUGGAAUCGUGGUGCAACCAGUGUGAACUACUGGAAAGUCGUGAAAAACACCCGCAAGGUGGCUGCAAAUCUUACUGAGCUCAUCCAGAAAAUGAAGAACAAUGGGGCCAAAUUGAGCUCCAUUCACAUGAUUGGUAUCAGUCUAGGAGCCCAUAUUUCAGGAUUCACUGGGGCCAACUUUAAUGGUACAAUUGACAGAAUAACAGCGCUGGAUCCAGCAGGGCCAGAGUUUAAUGGUAAACCUGCCAGUGAACGUCUAGACCCCACUGAUGCCAAGUUUGUGGAAGCUUUGCAUACAGACAUGGAUGCAUUGGGCUAUCGCAAUCUCCUGGGUCACAUCGACUACUAUGCAAACGGUGGAGCAGACCAGCCAGGAUGCCCCAAAAGCAUCUUUUCAGGAUCACAGUAUUUCAAGUGUGACCAUCAGAGGUCGGUGUUUCUCUACAUGAGUUCUGUGAACGGCUCCUGUCCCAUUACUGCCUACCCCUGUGAAUCCUACACAGACUUCCUAGAUGGAAAGUGCAUGGAUUGUGGGAAGUUUAAGCCAGCAGGAUGUCCUGUUUUUGGUUACGAUGUUGUACACUGGAGGGAUUCACUGGUGAAGCUUGGACAAACAAGGACAUAUUUCCAAACUAAUGAAGCUUCUCCAUUCUGCAAGUUCGGUUACAAGGUUGAUAUUAUCACAUGGAACCAGAAAUUGCACUGGGGAUAUUUAACAAUUAAAUUACACAAUGGAAAGGAAGAGACACAAGUUGAACUCAACCAUAAAUCCUUAAAGUUUGAGAAGUAUGUGGAGACCAGCAUUCUUGCUCAGUUUGACAGAGACAUCCAGCCUGUUAAAGAGAUCACACUGAAGUUCUGUCCAGCAAAAGGACUCCGGCCACGCAAGAAACUACGGGUGCUGUACAUACGCCUCACUCCUCUACAGAACGACCUCAGGCCUCUGUGUCGCUAUGAUCUUCUGCUGGAGAAAAAUAAAGAUGUGACGUUCAGACCAAUUCCUUGUGAAGACUCAAACUUUUGAUGCACUUUCCUAAACGAGCACAUUCCUGUCACAAGACCACUGCCUUUUUUAAUCAGUUACUGCCAUAGCUGUCGUUGUUGGUCUUUAACUUAACAUGAUCUGAAGUUGUUUUUCUUGUCAACAUGUUGUCUUUCAGGGUUUGUCCCUUCAGAAAUUAAAUUUAAUAAUUGUUUUAUUCUCUUCAUGAAGGUACAGUUAUACUUUGUUUUUUAUGUAAUGUAAAUAAAUAUUUUUGUAAAUAUA
Molecule: messenger RNA, 1708 nt
Organism: Ctenopharyngodon idella (grass carp)
Lineage: Eukaryota; Metazoa; Chordata; Actinopteri; Cypriniformes; Xenocyprididae
Gene: lipia
Product: lipase, member Ia
Exons: 11
Coding region: 80-1465 (461 amino acids)
Biological process (GO): lipid metabolic process
Molecular function (GO): lipase activity; carboxylic ester hydrolase activity
Source: RefSeq, a predicted model, not a curated record